UUUCUCUGCACCUCACUAUGUCGACAUAAAAAGUAAAAACGACCUCCAUCCUUCAAAACGACUAAGUUUUCACAUUCCUUAACUCGCACGUUGAAGCUUUUGAUUCUAGAUUCCGAUCACGGACAGCGAGAGGAUUCGUGGCGUGUCGCCUGAGAAGCCGAUCGGAGUUUUAUAGAGCGGGCAAUAGUCGCCGCAUACGAUUAACAAAAUGAGGAUCAACGUCAAUUCUAUCACUAGGAGAGUCGAAGUCGAUAAUCGAAUUCCUCUCCGAUAUUACUAUCGAAUCGCCGAUAAUCUCCUCAAACAGGCUAGUAUUUAUCGGGAGGAGAAGAAUAUUGUAGAUUUGUAUAUAAUACUACUAAGAUAUUCAAGUUUGGUGUCAGAAACAAUACCAUUUCAUCGGGACUACCAGGCGAUACUUCCAAAAGAAAGAGCUACUUACAAGAAGAGAUUGAUUUCUGUGCUCGAUGAACUUGAGUCUUUGAAGCCAGAGUUCCAGCAUCGAGUCAAUGAACUUAAUAGAGCCCAUGGAAGAGCUCAACUGGUUGAACUUGAUAGCGCAGACAGGACUUCAUAUGGUGCAGAAACGUCUUCUUUGGAAUGGCCUAUUGUCGAUAAAACCUCUCAUUCGAGCAUGGAUACAAAGCGGCCUUCCAGCAUGGCAAUUCAGUCUUCAUUGAGGAAUAAUAAUGAUCGCACCCAAGUUUCAUCAUCGAGUUUUGUGCAACUUGACAAGCAGUUCCAUAGACUAUCUGUUAACCUGCCUCUUCCAAACAAAGAAACUUUGUCUAGACACUCAUUCUUAGGUCCAAAUGGUCUUCGAGGACAAUGGCUUGGUCCUAGUGCAGGGACAAAGGUUCAAUAUCCAAGCAGCACUGACCUAUCCCCAAAUGAAGAUACAAGCCUGAAUCAGGCUGGUCCUUAUGAUAUGGUUCCAUCAAAAGUUGGUGAUUCUGGAGGGGCUGUACCUACUAUGGAGUCCGUUCUUUCCUUAGAUGAUGGUAGAUGGUUAAAACCUGCGGAGGAUUCGUGUCCUCCAAUGGUUAAUGAAGCAAGGGAAGAUCCUUUUCAGUUUGUCAGUAUCAAGCAACCUUCUCCUCCUCCUGUUCUUGCUCAAGUGCAGCAGGAAUUUGCUCCAAUCUCUCCAGCUAAAGUUGCUGAUCCAAGACCUGGUCCAGCCAAGCCUUCUCAGGAUGGAACACUGAACUCUAGUUCUUAUCAACAUUUACACAUUCCAGUAAAAUUGAUGCAAGAUUUCUUGAGAUUGGCUCGGGCAAAUACAGAAAAAAAUUUAGAAACCUGUGGCAUUCUUGCUGGUUCGCUGAAAAACAGGGUUUUCCAUAUCACUACACUCAUUAUCCCAAAGCAGGAGUCAACAUCUGAUUCGUGUCAGACAUUGAAUGAAGAAGAAAUUUUUGAAGUUCAAGACAGAUUAUCUCUUUUUCCUCUUGGUUGGAUUCAUACACAUCCAUCACAGACCUGUUUCAUGUCAUCAGUGGAUCUUCACACUCAUUACUCAUAUCAGAUUAUGUUGCCUGAAGCUGUUGCUAUCGUCAUGGCUCCAACUGAUACAUCAAGUCCACAUGGCAUAUUUCAUCUCUCUGAUCCUGGUGGUGUGUCUGUGAUACGCAACUGCCAGCAGCGGGGAUUUCAUCCCCAUGAAGAGCCUUCAGAUGGAACCUCUCUCUAUGAGCACUGUUCUCAUGUCUUCAUGAACGCCAAUUUAAGAUUCGAUGUUGUUGAUCUUCGGUAAGCUUGCAAUCCCCGACAUAAACCAUGUAUUCAAGUAAAUAUUAUAAACGAAAGGAAGUACGUAAACAGAACAUCUUUUUUCUGCCGAUAGUUAUGAUGUAAAUUCAACUCCUUUCCUGAGUAGAUAUUUGAUAGAAAUAGCGGAAAUUUUUUUAACCAUAAGAUUGAGAUUA
Molecule: messenger RNA, 1925 nt
Organism: Pistacia vera
Lineage: Eukaryota; Viridiplantae; Streptophyta; Magnoliopsida; Sapindales; Anacardiaceae
Product: AMSH-like ubiquitin thioesterase 3
Exons: 14
Coding region: 209-1753 (514 amino acids)
Biological process (GO): protein K63-linked deubiquitination; protein K48-linked deubiquitination
Cellular component (GO): endosome; membrane
Molecular function (GO): K63-linked deubiquitinase activity; metal-dependent deubiquitinase activity; protein binding
Source: RefSeq, a predicted model, not a curated record